Molecule: messenger RNA, 2540 nt
Organism: Guyanagaster necrorhizus
Lineage: Eukaryota; Fungi; Basidiomycota; Agaricomycetes; Agaricales; Physalacriaceae
Exons: 11
Coding region: 79-2328 (749 amino acids)
Biological process (GO): mitochondrial fission; intracellular distribution of mitochondria; endocytosis
Cellular component (GO): mitochondrion; membrane; microtubule
Molecular function (GO): microtubule binding; GTP binding; GTPase activity
Source: RefSeq, a predicted model, not a curated record
GCACACCCACCCUCGCUUGGGGUAUAAAGAGUCAUCCCCCCUGUCCCUCCAAAAUCCCAAUCUUGUCCUCGCCUCGACAUGUCUGUCUACGAUACCAACUCUGAGAGUGAUACUGGCUUUGCAGAUUUUGUCAAAGGAGGUGGUGUCGGUCUCGCCAACCCAGCAGUAUCCAAAAGCCGUCGCAGACUCCUGGAUUUAAUAAAUCGUCUGCACAGCACCGGUGCUCAGGUGGACAUUGACCUUCCACAGAUUGCUGUCACCGGGUCUCAGAGCGCGGGAAAGUCAUCUCUCAUCGAGUCGAUUUCCGGUAUCACCCUUCCUCGUGCGACAGGUACAUGCACAAGGUGCCCUACAGAGUGUCGUCUAGCGAGCUCUACCGAAACCUGGAAAUCCAUCAUUUCGUUACGGUUCAUCAAAGACGCCAAUGGCCAGCUGCUGGGUACGGCGCGUAACGAGCAAUUCGGCGAGGUCAUCCACGACAAGGCAGAGGUCGAAGAGCGCAUUCGACGGGCCCAACGCGCUAUUUUAAACCCGAACCGACGCUCUACAGACUUUCUCGAGGGCGAAGAUGAGGAUCUGCCCGAAAACCUGCUUUCCUUUUCCACCAACUGCGUUUCGGUGCAGAUCACUGGGCCGGGCGUCGCAGAUCUAUCUUUCUGUGAUUUACCCGGCUUGAUCGCAAGUGUCGGUAGUACCGGAAACGAAGGCGACAUCAAGCUUGUCAAAACGUUGGUGGAAUCAUACAUCUCCAAACCGAGCUGUCUGAUUCUCCUGACCGUCGCCUGCGAAACCGAUUUUGAGAACCAAGGCGCUCAUCACCUAGCGAAGAUGCAUGACCCAGAAGGAAAGCGCACCAUCGGCGUGCUCACCAAACCGGACCGCAUCCCCCCCGGCGACGAGGCUGGCUGGCUGAAUUUCAUCCGCAACGAAAGGGAGCCUCUUGAAAACAACUGGUACUGCGUAAAGCAGCCUUCGUCCUCGGACAUCAAGAACGGCAUCACAUGGGCCGAAGCACGAACCAAGGAGAACGAAUUCUUCGCGAUGACGACUCCCUGGGCCGAAGUCGAUCCCAUGUACCAGCGUUAUCUGCGCACCUCGAAUCUUGUCGAGCGUCUGAGCAACAUUCUCUCCGAUUUGAUAUCGAAAAGACUUCCAGACAUCCAAGUGGAGCUCGAGCACGCUAUGGAAGGAGCCCUCGACCAGCUGGCCAAACUGCCUAAGGAGCCAUCCAAGAACCCGCUGCACGAGAUCUCGGCCCUCCUCGCCGCGUUUAGCAUGGACGUCUCUAAACAUGUCGAAGGUAAACCUGACGAGGAGGGGAUCCUUCAGUCCAUUCGACCGGCUCAGGAAAUGUUCAAGCGGGAUAUUCGAGGGACCGUUCCGCAGUUCCGUCCGUUUGAGCGGAGCGUCGCUGGUGAUCAGGUCCUCUUCGCUGCUCCGUCGUUCUUGAGCAACGAGGAAGACGAUAAGGCGGGAUAUGAUGGAGGAGGAGAAGCUUUCCAUGACUGCAUCUGUGUGGAUGAAGUGCACACCAGGACUCUCCAUGCACGUACUCGAGAACUUCCUGGUCAUUACCCAUUCGUCGUACAAACCUCAUACAUCCUCACAUUCACCGAAAAGUGGCAUACUCCCGCCAAGAUUCUGUGCAGAUCUGUUUAUGGCGUCCUCACCGAGCUUAUCAACAGGCUUAUCACCGAACACUUUGGUUCGUUUGGGCAACAACUCCUGGAGCAGCGUGUUCGAGUAUGCGUCCAGGAGCACCUGAAGAAACAGCUCGAGCAAACCGAGGCUCGAAUCGAGUGGCUCGUCAAGCUGGAAGCCCUGCCGUAUACUCUGAACACUCACUACCUCUCCGACUACACCGAGAAAUUCCUUGCGUACUACAAAGGCGCGAGGAGCAAGCAGGAACACGGAGCUCUGACUUCGGCACUAGAAAGCUCUCAUAGCACCGUCAGUGAGAUCCUAUCGGGCUUAAACACCGUCGGCAUCAGUGGAGUCCAAGGCGAAGAUUUGGCAAAGCUGCUUCCUGCGGACCGCAUGGAGGCAUCUUUGAGGAUAAUGGCAGACGUUCGGGCGUACUUUCAAGUCGCCUACAAACGGUUCGCCGACAACGUCCCUCUCGCCAUCGACUACGACCUUGUUCGAGGCGUUGACCGAGGCUUGUUGGCGACUUUAUCCGAGCGAUUGGGAAUUUACGGAUCCAACGGAAAAGACAUCUGCGAGGAACUCACCCAAGAGUCACCCCAGGUCGCCGGUCGCCGUGAGGAAUUGAUGAAAAAGCUGGAGCGUUUGCAGAGUGCCAGCGAAGAAUUGAUGGGAACCAGCUAAAUACAUACUGAUCAAUGUGAUAGAUGACAUGAUACAGUAAAAAUAAGUGAUUUUUGGCGAUUUCCAGUUUCUAGUUACAUGUUCAUUAUGCAAAUGCCGCGGCCGGCUGCUGUCCAAUACUUGCAGCAUCAAGAUCCUGGCCAUUCACAAAGGCCCGGGUACAUUGCGCCAUCGUCACCGAACUAUAGAGAAAUUUCAAAUUGAUCAGUAAC